Contarinia nasturtii (swede midge) is the source of this 1197-nucleotide messenger RNA. RefSeq names its product putative ankyrin repeat protein RF_0381. The transcript is spliced from 11 exons. NCBI's taxonomy places the organism in Eukaryota, Metazoa, Arthropoda, Insecta, Diptera, Cecidomyiidae. Bases 149 to 1024 code for a protein of 291 amino acids. Gene Ontology annotation, molecular function: protein binding. Gene Ontology annotation, cellular component: cytoplasm; nucleus. The record is from RefSeq and is a predicted model, not a curated record.
CAAGUAAUCAUUCUAUUUGGAAGAUACUUUCGGUAAUUUCACAUUUCGAUUGCCGCUUUCAUUAUAAGAAUAGUGUUGCUAUUAAAUUUAUUGGAUUAACUUGUUAAUAAAUCCUUGAGGGAGGGAGUGUUUAAUUCAACCAAAUAAGAUGAUGAAAUUUUUAUUUGUGAUUGUUUUUCUCGUCGGUGCGAGUGUACAAGACAAUAUCAACGGUACUGAUGGCAGUGAAUAUCUUUACAAUGCCAUUAAAUCAGGCAAAGUAGAUGUAGUCACAUUUCUAAUCGAUAACGGUACAAAUGUGAAUUCGUUUGAAAAUUCUGGAUUGACACCACUCCAAUUGGCUGUUGCUAAAGGUCAAACGGAGAUAUUCAAAAUUCUCAUCGAACAUGGAGCUGAUGUGAAUUAUGUAAACAAGAAAAAUAUACCUCUACUUCAGAUAGCAGCAAUGUUCGAUAAUUUGGAAAUAUGCAAAAUCUUAGUCGCAAAUGGAACAAACGUGAAUGCAAACAACAACAAAUUCACACCAUUACAUAGUGCCGCUUUAUUCGGCUCAAAUGACACGGUUGAAUAUUUAAUUGAACAUGGAGCAAACGUAGCUGCCGAAGAUGGUUUAAAGUUUACACCUUUACACUGGGCUGCCAUGGCUGGCAAUUUAAAGACUUGUAAAAGUCUAAUUGCACAUGGAGCGGACGUUAAUGCAAAAGCCGAAGGGAAUUUUACACCUUUACAUGCCUCAGCUGUUCUUGGCAAUAAGGAAUCUGUUGAAUAUCUGAUUACACAGGGAGCUAAUGUCAAUGCUAUCGGUGGAAUGGGAAAGGCCUCCAUGCACACGCCUCUUCAUGAUGCUUACUAUUUUAGCAAUAAAGAAAUGCAAGAGGUCUUGAUUGCCAAUAAAGCAGAUGAAAAUGCAAAAGACAAAAAUAAUAAAACACCACGUGAAAUGGAUACUGAGAAAGGAAAAAUAGAAAGAUCCGGUUUGGUUGCCUUUAUAAAUGAUGGGAAGAGAAUGUUCCAAAACUUAUAGGAAAUACAACGAAGAAUUUACGCUGAUGUGAAUGCGAAUAACAUUGAUGAUAAGAUACCGAGUAAAAUAAGUACUAUUAGUGCUUCAUUUAAUUUGAAAAUGACGUUUUACAAUAAAAAAAUGUUCUAAUUUCGUUUUGUAUAUAAAAAUAAAUACUCCGAUUUACCACUAAA